Molecule: messenger RNA, 759 nt
Organism: Hippopotamus amphibius kiboko
Lineage: Eukaryota; Metazoa; Chordata; Mammalia; Artiodactyla; Hippopotamidae
Gene: TMT1B
Product: thiol methyltransferase 1B
Exons: 2
Coding region: 25-759 (244 amino acids)
Molecular function (GO): S-adenosylmethionine-dependent methyltransferase activity
Source: RefSeq, a predicted model, not a curated record
AACGCCACCCGGAGCCCGGCUGCCAUGGACGCCCUGGUCCGACUCCUACAGCUGCUGGUGCUGGUCCUGAGCCUGCCCCUGCAUCUCAUGGCUCUGCUGGGCUUCUGGGGGCCCCUGUGCAAGACCUAUUUCCCCUACCUGAUGGCCAUGCUGACGGUCAAGUGCAACCGCAAGGUGGAGACCAAGAAACGCGAGCUCUUCAGCCAGAUAAAGGGGCUGGCAGGAGCCUCGGGGAAGGUGGCCCUGCUGGAGCUGGGCUGUGGCACAGGCGCCAACUUCCAGUUCUACCCAUCUGGCUGCAGGAUCACCUGCCUGGACCCGAACCCCCACUUUGAGAAGUUCCUGACGAAGAGCAUGGCCGAGAACAGGCAUCUUGAAUAUGAACGAUUUGUGGUAGCUUUCGGAGAGGACAUGAGGCAGCUGGCCGAUAGCUCCAUGGACGUGGUGGUCAGCACGUUGGUGCUAUGCUCGGUGGAGAGCCCAAAGAGGGUCCUGCAGGAAGUUCGGAGAGUACUGAGGCCGGGAGGAAUGUUCUUUUUCUGGGAGCACGUGGCCGAGCCGCGUGAAAGCUGGGCCUUCCUGUGGCAGCAAGUUUUAGAGCCCACCUGGAAACACAUUGGGGACGGCUGCUGCCUCACCAGGGAGACCUGGAAAGACCUGGAGAACGCUCAGUUCUCUGAACUCCAAAUGGAACGACACCCCCCUCCCCUCAAGUGGCUACCUGUUGGGCCCCACAUCAUGGGGAAGGCUGUGAAAUAA